AUGUUCAGUGGUACACCGCGACAGGAUUCCUGUGAUGUCGAUGCAAUACUAGCAGAUCGUGAAAAAGCAAGUGGUGGUAUUGGAGGAGGAGCGACACGCGCGGUAGGAAGAACGAUUCCCGGACCUUCGACGAACAUGGAGCGAGUCCAGGGCGGUGGUGUGUCUGCAGGCCAAGCUGCUAUGAUGGCGCUACAGAACCUUUCCGAACGAGGAGAGAAGUUGAGCGCAACAGUGGACGCCACCGAGAAUCUUCGUAAUAAUGCGAUGAACUUCUCGCAGCGAACUGGAAAACUGGUGGAAAAAUUGGAAAAGAAGAAAUGGUACAACUUCUAG
Ostertagia ostertagi is the source of this 333-nucleotide messenger RNA. The record is from the annotation of a GenBank genome assembly. Lineage: Eukaryota; Metazoa; Nematoda; Chromadorea; Rhabditida; Trichostrongylidae.